AUGGCAUCUUCAUCAAGAUCUUGUUCUUCAUCCGAGAACAGGAACACGAUAACCCUAACGAGCUCAGAUGGAUUGACCUUCGAAAUCGAAGAAAACGUGGCAGUGCAAAUCAAAACACUCCGUAUGUAUUUAAAAGAUCUGCCUGUCAACCAAAGAAAGUUUUUGGUGCCGACAGUAACCGGAGAUGUACUAGCGAAAGUUAUCGUCUACUGUAAAAAGCAUGCGGAAAACCCUAAUAGGGAUAACCCUAAUUAUAUUCAAGAACUCAAGAUUUGGGAUAAAAAAUUUGUAAACGAAAAUGAUCAGUAUGCACUUUAUGAUUUAGCAAACGCUGCAAAAGAUUUGAAAGUUAAGCCAUUGAUUGAUUUGACUUACGAUACUGUACCAAACAUGUAUGAGCUACCCCUUAGAAGCAUAAGGGGAAUUCUACCAAAGAGAUAUGAUAUAGAGUUCAAGAAAAUUGUGGCCUUCAAUGCUUCUCUUAACUCUAACGAUGUGCCUAACAAUGUUGAAGAGGCUAUCAGAGAUCCUAAGUGGAAAAAGGCAAUGGAGAAGGAAAUGUUUGCUUUUGAUAAAAAUGAAACAUAG
Amaranthus tricolor (Joseph's coat) is the source of this 588-nucleotide messenger RNA. RefSeq names its product SKP1-like protein 7. The transcript has 3 exons. NCBI's taxonomy places the organism in Eukaryota, Viridiplantae, Streptophyta, Magnoliopsida, Caryophyllales, Amaranthaceae. Gene Ontology annotation, cellular component: cytoplasm; nucleus. The record is from RefSeq and is a predicted model, not a curated record. Bases 1 to 588 code for a protein of 195 amino acids. Gene Ontology annotation, molecular function: cullin family protein binding. Gene Ontology annotation, biological process: SCF-dependent proteasomal ubiquitin-dependent protein catabolic process.